AUCAUACAACUUAAUAACAUGCAAAUACAUUACUCAAGAGGAUCUUGAUGAUAAUUUUGUGUACAGCUGCUAUACAGGACGGGGACCCGUAACGCCCGUCAGCUUUAUUAUGGACUAAGAGUACUACUCACACUAGUGCCGCGUCCCGUGACCAGGGAAUCACGAACGAGAGUGCAGGGCGAUGUCCAACGGUCCGCAACACCAGAACAAAAUGUCGGACACCGGUGACAAAUGGACAAGCAUUUCUAAUGGGACAUCGCACAUCGGGGGAACGGAAAGUGUCAUCAACCACACUGGAGAUGGCAAACCGGAAAUGUCCGAAUUCACUCUAGAAAAAGAGGAACUCCUGGGAAGGAAGAGGCGGGUUAGUUUGGCGUCUGCCGUCAGAUUACGUUACGCCGCCAUUGCAGUGUCCUGGUUAUCUGUGAUUUUUGCCCUGGUACAGGGCUCUCUAGCAUUAGUACUUUCUUUAACACGAAACAGUUCCACUUUAUUCGGAUUCGGGCUGGCCGCUCUCCUCGACAGCGCUUCCUCGAUAGUUGUACUAUGGAGAUUUCAUAGCAAAGAUUUAUACUCGGAAGCCGCGGAAUCAAGGGCCUGCCUUAUAAUAGGAUUUUUCUUUUUAUUGUCGUCAUUUUUUCUGUCAGGAAAAACUGUAUACGACUUAGUGAUGCAAAUUAAAGAAGUAAAGUCUGCAACAGUAUGGACGUUGUCGUUGGUGAACGGCUUAAUAAAUGUGGUGCUUGGUACUUCCAAAAUAUGUAUAGGAUACAAAAUUGAAAGUAUGGCACUCCUCACCGAUAGUAAGUAUUCACAUGUAUGA
Messenger RNA from Mizuhopecten yessoensis (Yesso scallop), 823 nucleotides. RefSeq names its product transmembrane protein 163-like. Lineage: Eukaryota; Metazoa; Mollusca; Bivalvia; Pectinida; Pectinidae. The record is from RefSeq and is a predicted model, not a curated record. Bases 182 to 823 code for a protein of 213 amino acids. The transcript is spliced from 6 exons. Gene Ontology annotation, cellular component: membrane.